Olea europaea var. sylvestris is the source of this 1229-nucleotide messenger RNA. RefSeq names its product myb-related protein 306-like. Bases 116 to 982 code for a protein of 288 amino acids. The record is from RefSeq and is a predicted model, not a curated record. The transcript has 3 exons. Lineage: Eukaryota; Viridiplantae; Streptophyta; Magnoliopsida; Lamiales; Oleaceae. Gene Ontology annotation, biological process: response to auxin.
CGGUAUAGAGAGGCAUUGUGGAAGCUAGUUCCCCCACUCCACUCUCAAUCUUUCAAAUUUCCUUUUCCUGUUUGAGAAUCCCCUCCCUUCCCCUCCCAUACACAGAGAAGGAGAAAUGGGAAGGCCUCCUUGUUGCGAGAAAGUUGGUAUCAAGAAAGGUCCAUGGACACCGGAAGAAGACAUCAUCCUUGUCUCGUACAUCCAAGAACAUGGCCCCGGAAACUGGCGUUCAGUACCUAUAAACACCGGUUUGUCGAGGUGUAGCAAAAGCUGCAGGCUAAGAUGGACUAAUUACCUGAGACCUGGAAUCAAGAGGGGAAAUUUCACUCCACAUGAAGAAGGAAUGAUAAUCCAUCUUCAAGCUUUAUUGGGAAACAAAUGGGCAGCUAUAGCUUCAUAUCUUCCACAAAGAACAGAUAAUGAUAUCAAGAACUACUGGAACACCCACCUGAAGAAGAAGAUAAGCAAAUUUCACUCAACUUCCGAUCCACAAAUGGCAUCUAAUUCAACCACUUUUCAGUUUACAUCCAAGAAUUACACGGAUAAUUCUUCAGUAUAUGCCUCAAAUACAGAAAAUGUAUCAAGACUCCUAGAAGAAUGGACGGGAUCAUCUUCAAAAACUAUCACUGCCCCGAAUGGAAAUCGCGAAGAAUUGCCACGCAUUAUCAGCACGAAAAAUAGUCGCACUGAAUGUAGUUCUUCUGCUGCACCAUCAUUUCAGUGUUAUAGACCACAGGUUGAUCAGGAAGGCAAAAAUAUGAUCCCUACUGAUGAAUUUGAGUCCAUAUUGUCAUUCAAUAACCUAAACGCCACGGCAUUGGAAAGAUUAUCCAGCAGCUAUUCGGCUCGAAGAGGUUCUGACAGCAGUGGCAUUGAUCAGAAUCCCAAAGCCGAAACCGAUGCUCCAUUGUCAUUUCUUGAGACAUGGCUGCUGGAUGAAACUGCAGGUCAAGAAGUGAUGGACCUGCCACAAAUAUUCUAGUUCAAUAAAAAAUAACCUAUGGAGAAAAUUUGAUGCAGAAAAAUCGGAAGGAUCAAUGUGAAUUUACAGACACCAAUCUCAUUCUAGGGUUCCACAAUGUUAGAUAUCUCUAAUGCUUCUUCUUUUUUUGCUUAACAACUUUUACUUGAUUACAUAAUGUUAGACUAUUUGAAGUAUUUUAUCUAUCCAUUGUCGUCUGUAAGCUUCUGAUAAAUUAUUAAAUCAAGGAUCAAACAAGAAUUUAACA